Messenger RNA from Knipowitschia caucasica, 1854 nucleotides. Lineage: Eukaryota; Metazoa; Chordata; Actinopteri; Gobiiformes; Gobiidae. The record is from the annotation of a GenBank genome assembly.
AUGGCACCAACAGCUGAAAAGUCUGCUCUGAUUGAAUACACGUCGGCUCUGACCUACGAUGCGGUGCAGGUGAUGACCGAGGCCUUCCGCUACCUCCAUAAGCAGAGGAUUGACUUCACCCGCAGAGCCAACACCGGGGACUGCCUGGCCAACCCGGCUGUCCCCUGGGCACAGGGCGUGGAGAUUGAGAGGGCCCUUAAACAGGUGCGCGUGGAGGGCCUAACGGGUAACAUCCAGUUUGACCAACACGGAAAGAGGGUCAACUACUCAGUUAACAUCAUGGAGUUGAAGACCAACGGGCCGGUCAAGAUUGGAUACUGGAAUGAGAUGGACAAGAUGGCGGUGACCAAGUCGGACGUCUUUGAGAACAGCACAUUAGGAAUGGAGAACAAGACGGUGAUAGUGACGACCAUUCUGGAAGCUCCUUACGUGAUGCUGAAGAAGAACGCCGACUUGUUCAUGGACAACGAGCGCUACGAAGGUUAUUGCGUGGAUCUGGCCGCGGAGAUCGCCAAACACUGUGGCUUCAAAUACCAGCUAAAGAUUGUGUCCGACGGGAAGUACGGAGCCCGGGACGCAGAGACAAAGAUCUGGAACGGCAUGGUUGGGGAGCUGGUCUACGGAAAAGCGGACAUCGCCGUGGCUCCUCUAACAAUCACUCUGGUGCGUGAGGAGGUCAUAGACUUCUCCAAGCCCUUCAUGUCUCUGGGCAUCUCCAUCAUGAUCAAAAAACCACAGAAGUCCAAGCCGGGCGUAUUCUCCUUCCUGGACCCUCUGGCCUAUGAGAUCUGGAUGUGCAUUGUGUUUGCAUACAUCGGGGUCAGCGUAGUCCUCUUCCUGGUCAGCCGUUUCAGUCCGUACGAGUGGCACACCGAGGAGUACGAGGACGGCCAGAUCCAGACCAACGAGUCCACCAACGAGUUUGGCAUCUUCAAUAGCCUAUGGUUCUCCCUGGGGGCUUUCAUGAGACAGGGCUGCGACAUCUCCCCUAGGUCUUUGUCUGGCCGCAUCGUGGGAGGUGUUUGGUGGUUCUUCACUCUCAUCAUCAUCUCUUCGUAUACGGCUAACCUGGCAGCUUUUCUCACUGUGGAGAGGAUGGUGUCCCCUAUAGAGAGUGCUGAAGACCUGGCCAAGCAGACUGAGAUUUCUUACGGGACCCUAGACUCCGGAUCCACCAAAGAGUUCUUUAGGCGCUCUAAAAUUGCCCUAUUUGACAAAAUGUGGACGUACAUGAAAAGCGCCGAGCCCUCUGUGUUUGUGAAGACCACGGCGGAGGGCGUGCAGCGCGUUCGCAAGUCCAAGGGCAAGUACGCAUACCUGCUGGAGUCUACCAUGAACGAGUACAUCGAGCAGAGGAAGCCCUGCGACACCAUGAAAGUGGGCGGUAACCUGGACUCCAAAGGCUACGGAAUCGCCACGCCCAAAGGAUCCUCAUUAAGAAAUGCGGUUAACCUCGCAGUACUAAAACUGAAUGAGCAAGGCCUGUUGGACAAAUUGAAAAACAAAUGGUGGUACGACAAAGGAGAGUGCGGCAGCGGGGGAGGUGAUUCCAAGGAGAAGACAAGUGCCCUCAGCCUGAGCAACGUGGCUGGGGUCUUCUACAUCCUGGUUGGCGGACUGGGUUUGGCUAUGCUGGUGGCUUUGAUUGAGUUCUGUUACAAGUCCAGAGCUGAAGCCAAACGAAUGAAGAUGACCUUUGGAGAUGCCAUGCGGAACAAGGCCCGCCUCUCCGUGACUGGGAGCACAGGGGAGAACGGCCGCGUAAUGACCCCAGAGUUCCCCAAAGCUGUGCACUCAGUCCCGUACGCCAGGCCUGACAUGGCACUAAACGUCAGCCUCACCGACCUGUCCUGA